Molecule: messenger RNA, 611 nt
Organism: Rhododendron vialii
Lineage: Eukaryota; Viridiplantae; Streptophyta; Magnoliopsida; Ericales; Ericaceae
Exons: 1
Coding region: 114-470 (118 amino acids)
Source: RefSeq, a predicted model, not a curated record
GGUCUCCUGCGCGCUUAAUUUAUACUCCAACUCCAUUGGUCCAACCUGCCAAAACACGAAUACCCAAAUCCUGAAACUUUCAUAUCUUCAUCAAAUCUCUCGCAGAGAAAUCCAUGGGGGAUUACAGAUCAAAGUCCUACGCCGAUGGCAGGAUGCAGGCGCAGACCUACUAUGGACAAAGAUCCAGUUCGAACCUUCAUGAGAUGAGGUCUUGCUGUUCAUUUGAUGCUACUUUUGCACCGCCGCCGCUACCGACUCAAGUGGGUGGCGUGAGAGAGAUGAAGUUGAAGAAAGCCAAGAGCACGAGUACUGGGUCUUCUUGGAGGUUCAAGGAUCCAGAGUUGCAGAGGAAGAAGAGGGUUGCUAGCUACAAGGCUUAUUCUGUUGAAGACAAGGUCAAAGGGUCCUUGAGGAAAAGCUUCAAGUGGAUCAAGGAUAGGUACAACCAUGUGGUUUAUGGGUGGAGGUGAAAUUUCUUGAUUUUGAUCUGAUAAUUCUUGGGUUUCUUGUUUUGUGCCUGAUAACUGUUGGAUGUAUUGUCAUGGGCUAAUACCAUAAGAACUCAAGAUUUGGGUUUUUCCAGAAAAUAAAGUCGAGCUCUUCUUUUGUCA